UUAGGUAUAUAACACAUGUGAACGAGGGGAUAGGCAAAGCCAAACAGAACAAAUCCCUAGCCACUCUUCACUACCAUCUCUCUCAUUCAUUUCUCUUUCCCUCACACACAAUGGCAGAUACCGGAGUAGUAACCGUCUACGGCAACGGCGCUCUUUAUGAAACCACAAAAAAAUCACCUUUCUCUGUCAAGGUAGGCCUUGCACAGAUGCUCCGAGGCGGCGUUAUAAUGGAUGUCGUAAACGCAGAACAAGCACGUAUAGCGGAAGAAGCAGGUGCCUGCGCUGUCAUGGCCUUGGAACGCGUCCCCGCCGACAUCCGGGCGCAAGGCGGCGUUGCUCGCAUGAGCGACCCUCAAUUAAUUAAAGAAAUCAAACAAGCAGUUACGAUUCCAGUGAUGGCCAAAGCACGGAUUGGGCAUUUCGUGGAGGCACAGAUAUUAGAAGCAGUCGGCAUUGAUUACAUCGAUGAAAGCGAAGUACUGACCGUAGCGGACGAAGAUAAUCAUAUAAACAAACAUAAUUUCCGGAUUCCAUUUGUUUGCGGGUGCAGGAACCUGGGAGAAGCCCUGCGAAGAAUCCGGGAAGGAGCGGCUAUGAUACGAACUAAAGGAGAGGCUGGGACUGGAAAUAUAAUAGAGGCGGUUAGGCAUGUGAGGUCUGUGAUGGGAGAUAUUAGAGUGUUGAGGAACAUGGAUGAUGACGAGGUUUUCACUUUUGCUAAGAAGAUUGCUGCUCCUUAUGACCUGGUUAUGCAGACCAAGCAGUUAGGAAGGCUUCCCGUCGUCCAAUUUGCUGCCGGUGGAGUGGCUACUCCUGCUGAUGCUGCUUUGAUGAUGCAGCUUGGUUGUGAUGGUGUGUUUGUUGGGUCUGGGGUGUUUAAGAGUGGUGAUCCUGCCAGGAGAGCUCGUGCUAUUGUUCAGGCUGUUACUCAUUAUACUGAUCCUCAUGUGCUUGCCGAGGUCAGUUGCGGUUUGGGUGAAGCCAUGGUUGGAAUUAAUCUUAAUGAUGUUAAGGUUGAAAGGUUGAUGGGCGUGCGAGCGAAGACCAGUUGCUUUGCUGUGUGUGCCCAGAUGGUAUGUCAUAAAAUAAUUUAAAGUUGGAUUGGAGGUUAUGAAAAAUGGAAAAGAAGAAUAAAAAGAGGCCAUCAGGGGAUUGGAUGCGAUUGCGUUAUGUAUUAGUUGGCCUCCAGUCCAAUCCAAUCCAAUGAAAGCAUAAAACCAAUAAAGUGAUUAAUGGGUACAAUUUAUGAAAUGUUUGGACAAUUCUUGAA
Messenger RNA from Ricinus communis (castor bean), 1270 nucleotides. Its product is annotated as probable pyridoxal 5'-phosphate synthase subunit PDX1. The record is from RefSeq and is a predicted model, not a curated record. The transcript has 2 exons. Gene Ontology annotation, molecular function: amine-lyase activity. The coding region runs from base 111 to 1094 and encodes 327 amino acids. Lineage: Eukaryota; Viridiplantae; Streptophyta; Magnoliopsida; Malpighiales; Euphorbiaceae. Gene Ontology annotation, biological process: pyridoxal 5'-phosphate biosynthetic process; pyridoxine biosynthetic process; amino acid metabolic process.